Messenger RNA from Aspergillus sclerotioniger CBS 115572, 894 nucleotides. Its product is annotated as 2EXR domain-containing protein. The transcript is spliced from 3 exons. The record is from RefSeq and is a predicted model, not a curated record. The coding region runs from base 1 to 894 and encodes 297 amino acids. Lineage: Eukaryota; Fungi; Ascomycota; Eurotiomycetes; Eurotiales; Aspergillaceae.
AUGUCUAUCAAUUGGCUGAGCGGAUCUCUACUGGAUCCUCUUGGCAUAUACGAGCAUCCCCGCAUCUCCAUGCGUCGCAAAUUGUGGCUGACAGCACUGGUGAGAUUGAACAGCCUCACCACCGCCACAAUUCAGCCUUAUUCUAUUCUCAACCAUUCCUCCUCUACUAACCCACCCACCCAUCCAAACCAUGCCACCACCAAACCCAAAACCAACACUAACUACAUUCCACCCCUUCCCCCACCUCCCCCCGAACUCCGCCACCAAAUCUGGCACCAUACCCUCCCCCAUCCCCUCAACUCCCCCGCCCUCAUCCCCCAUAAACCCAAAACCUGGAUCCCCUACCCCAUCCCCCCCACCUCAGAACUCUACCAACCCACCGACCCCGACAACCUCGAAGUCCGUUUCGAAUUCUCCCUCCUCGACCACAUCCAAGUCACUACGCCUUUAUUCGCUGUGAAUAGGGAGGCUCGCGCAAUUGCACAUUCCUGGGCUCAAGCCCAAAACCUCUCUGUUCGCCAGAUCCCAUCGAACCAAACACAAACAGAAAUCUACACCCGCCCUUUCAACCCCCAUAUCGAUAUCCUCUACACCACCUCCUCUAACAUCCUCGACUUAAUUCUCGGCCCGUUCGACCGUCUUGACGAGCCAGAUUUAAGUGGGAAGGGAGCUCGGUUGGAUUUCGAACUCAGGUUUUUGGCUAUUAGUGAGGAUGUGGUUUGGGAGGAUCCGGCGUUGGUGGGUGAGGUGUUGGAGAUGGGGGUUAUGCCGGAGGUGGUGUACGUGGUUUUGGGGGGGCAGCCGGGGUGGAGUGUCAGUGGGGUGGGGGUGCAGAGGUGGUGGGGGUGGAGGGGGUGGGGGAGGGAAGGGGUUGGGGGUGUUUGGGUGGGAUAG